AUGUCGCUCGGUCUGCAGAUCCGCGAUGAAGCACUUGCCCGUUUGACACAGCGGCAGACAGGUGAUCACAACGCUCAUCGCGCCGGGGAAGGGUCUUCUCACCACAGGCCUUCAAAUGCCGGCGCUGACGACCUGGAGGCUGCGCCAGCACAGGGCAUCAAUGAUAACGACGUUGGGCAGGAUGAUGACCUCAUGCACGGCGCUGACCACGAUGCGCGGUCUCCACGGCCAUCAUCAAGAUCCUCAAGUUCUUCUUCAAGUUCUAACGAGGAAGGACGGGACUACGACGUCCCUCCUUCCUCACCACCGCUUACACCCUCUGGUCUACGUCAGAGGUCUGUCUCACCCACGGACAGUUCAAGAUCCGGUGGUAGGGAUCAUGAUGGUAUGUCUCUCGUGGAGGAAGAGCAAGCUGGGCUUCGUGGACCGGAAGAUGAGUUUCUUUUCCAAGACCCUCAUCGAGUUCGCUUCGGUGGUCAAGCUGGUGCUCUCGUCGAUGAGCCGCCUGACAUUGAACGCCCAAAGGAAGAGCCGUUCGCGCUGUACGAGGCAGGAUUGGCUGACACGAUCUCCGAUGAGAACGUCUUCGCGCCGUUCGCCUCAGAGAGGGAGUGGCACAUUGCUCAGUGGGCGAAGAAGCGCGGCCCAAGUGCGAGUGCAUUUAACGAGUUCCUAGCAAUCGAUGGAGUCCGUGACGCCUUGGACCUUUCGUUCAAAAACACAAAAGACCUGAACAAAAUCAUUGACUCUUCCCUCCCGAGCCGCCCCGCAUUUGUGCGGCAGGUCCUCGAGGUCGAUGGCGAGACAUACGACCUUUGGCUUCGAGACGUCAUGCAGUGCAUCCGCGUACUAUUCGGCUCACCUGAUUGGGUCGCUGAUCUGCUUGUUUCCCCCGAGCGCCAUUACACAGACGAGGACAAGUCAACGCGGAUAUAUGGCGACAUGAAUACUGGUGAAUGGUGGUGGCGCUUGCAGCACAAAAUCGAGGCCAAGGAACCGGGUGGCACCAUCGUACCACUUAUUCUUUCGUCCGACAAGACGCAGUUGACCAUGUUUCGCAAUCGCUCGUGCUACCCACUCUAUCUAACCAUUGGUAACAUCCCCAAGGCGAUACGACGCAAAUCGAGUCGACAGGCACAACUUCUCAUAGGCUAUCUUCCCGUCACGCGGCUCUCCCAUAUCAAAAACGAGGAGACUCGUCGCCGUGCCAUUUCCAACCUCUUCCACGCAUGCUUGAAGCAGGCCCUCGCACCCACCCGCAAGCCCGCCCGUCGUGGAGUGAAGAUGUCAUCAGGUGAUGGCUCUACCCGCCGCUGUCACCCUAUCUUCGCGGCAUACAUCGGAGAUUAUCCCGAGAUCGUCUGCGUCGCUGGUGUGAAGAAUGGCGAAUGUCCCGCGGGAGUGGUAGACCCGAAGUCUAUGGGUGAGGCCGUGCCGUGCACGCAGCGCGACCUGAAUGCAAUAUUGCAUGCCCUCAGUACGUUCGAGCGCACAGGGGACCCAGUCGCUCACGUCCACGCCUGCCAGGAUGCAGGGAUCAAGCCAAUUGCGGACCCCUUCUGGAAGGACUUGCCUUACGUGAACAUCUACGCCUCUUUCCCCCCUGACAUCCUACAUCAGCUUUACCAAGGAAUGGUCAAGCACGUCAUAGGCUGGACGAAGACAGCGUAUGGCGCCCGCGUAAUUGAUGCUCGUUUUCAAGCUCUACCUCCAAAUCAUAACCUGCGUCACUUCUCGAAAGGUAUAUCACACCUCUCUCGUGUGUCCGGGACUGAACAUCAAGACAUAUGUCGUGUUCUGCUCGGCACGAUCAUCGACCUACAUUUACCUGGUGGGCAAAGUCCCGUACGACUGGUGCGAGCUGUACGCGCCCUCCUCGACUUCGUGUAUCUCGCGCAACUCCCUGCUCACACUUCUACCACACUCUCUCAACUCGACGACUCCUUGGCUCGGUUCCAUGCGAACAAGGGUGUUUUUGUCGAUCUAGGUAUUCGCGAUCAUUUCAACUUCCCCAAACUGCACUCGCUCCAGCACUAUGUCAGCGGAAUCAAGAUGUUCGGGACCGCAGAUGGGACUAACACUGCCCAGUCCGAGCAUCUGCACAUCUCGCUCGCCAAGGACCCGUGGCGCAAAUCCAACAGGAAAGACGAGUACCCGCAAAUGACCUCCUCUGUCGUCCGCCUUGAGCAGAUCCACGCGCACGCUCUCUACAUCGACUGGCGGCUCGCUGGGCGCCCUGAUCUGCCGACAACACCUCCUGUGAUUCCACAUAAACUCCACCAGCAUCUCACUCGCUAUCCGACUCACAAAUCUCUCUCGUUUUCCACCGUCGAGACGCGCUAUGGUGCCCCUCGUUUCCAGACUGUCCUGAAAGAAUUCAUCGCGCACUUCAAGCAUCCCCAUCUGUCUGGGCGCGACUUCGCGAACUUCGUAUCGGUGUACGAUUUGCCGUUCCGGUCAGUGUCCGUAUGGCACAAAGUCAAGUUCUGGAAUCAAGACCCCUUCCAGCGGAGGGAGGCGCCCGAGACCUUGGACGUGAUCCACGCGCGUUCAGCAUAUCGGGACACUCAAGGUCGUGUAGUCGCAGGGCGAUUCGAUACUGCGCUGGUCAACGAGAAGGGAGACGGGGGGUUUGUUGGGGUCUCAGGUUAUCGUGUAGGGCAAGUACGCGUCAUCUUCUCGCUCUCGAAGAAGGCCCAUGAAAUUGUCUUCAAGAAUGAACCCGACGCGCCCUCGCACUUCGUGUACCUCGAAUGGUUCAGCAGGUUCAAAUCGCGCCCCGAAGCGAACCACCUGUUCUAUACGGUGACACGCUCACGCGACGCAGACCAGCAGCGCGUAGCAGCAAUUGUUCCCUUGAAGAAUCUGCACCGGAUGGUCAACUACGCACUCUCGGGGCGGCGGAUCCGCCAGCGCGUCACAGCGCAGCUGAGGACAGUGGCCUGGCAUAGCCGGCCAAUGCUCCCGCUGUUGGCUCUCGCAUCGGCCUCCGCCUUCCAACGGAAGCGCGGCAACACCGCGCCGUGCCUCAGACUUGUGCCUACCCCCGCGACCACGGCAUCAAGUGGGUCGUCGUCGUCGGUGACCACAACGACGGUGAGGGUUCGUCCUCUCGAGCUCCACUUCCUGGGUGACUUCGCUGUCGUCCCCUGGUCGGUUGCCCGUAUCCACGAGACGAACCUGAACAAGCAGGGCAUGCUCGCGCUCACGUUCGCCGAUUCCGAGGACUCCGAGAAGGUCCGCUCUCAGGACCGCGUCGACAUCGGCGUGUUCGAGUCGUUCGCGCCUGCCAAGAACCUCACGCUCGUGCUCAAGCCCAGGGACGGCUCCAAGGAGGAGGUCUCGCUCACGUACAGCUUCAACCGCGGAAUUCUCGAACCCGACGGUGACGAGCCGACGAACGGCGGCGGGCGCAUGGGCGAAGGGCAGCCGAGGGCGUUGCGACAUGCAGCACCCGACUGCUGCACGUUGCAGAUGGCAACGGCGAGCACGCAGGCGCAACCACGAUUGGCAAGCGGUCCCCCGCACGUAACGGCAGGUCAGGGCAAGCAGUGGACGGUGGGUAAGCGGCGGAUGGCGGGCGAGGGCGAGCCAGCCGUGAAGGACGAGGCCGGGCCACGGCACCGUGUCUCACAUCGCGAGGACGAGGACGCAGGGCGUUCGCCCUGCGUACAAGGUCCCGCACCCGCCAUCGAGAAGCUCCCGCCGCUCGCCGACUACGACAGCGCGAAGCAUCUCGUCAAACACAGCUUCAAGCGGCUCGACCUGUUCCAAGUGGCGAAGCAGCGGCACAUAUUGCUCGGGCUGAUGGCCGUGUUUCUCACGGAGUACAUUGUGCUUGCGAUCACACUGACCAUCCAGGUAGUUACGUUCUUCGCGAGCCCGCUCGGGAUCAGGAACCUGCUGCACUACCUCGAGACGAGACGGACGGCGACGGCGCGGUCGCGCGUCCGUGGGUGUGGAUGUUGGCUGUUCGUCGGGCCGAUGGUUGGCUCGAUCGCGCUCCAGGUUUACAUCUUCACGAUGACGCGCAUGCUCGUGCGCACGAUGAGUAUCAUCACGCAGCUCCUCUUCGAGCACUCGCUGCGUAUCCGGAUGAAGGCCGAAGUGGCCGACUCACCCCUGGUCCUCACCAAAGUGCGGCAGCUCGCGAAGAAGCGCGAGACGAGCAUGCCCGACGACAAGGAGGACGUGGUCUACGAGCCGUCCCGCCCGAGGAGCAGACGCCGCAGUGGAUAUGGCCGAGUGGGCCUGCGAACGCAAGAGCUCGCAGACGAGACGUCGGCGGGCGGGCUCUAUGGGCAACUGUACCACCAUUAUGGACACUACCUUCGUGGUAUGACUGCUGAAUACAGCGCGGCGUAG
Molecule: messenger RNA, 4365 nt
Organism: Fomitopsis serialis
Lineage: Eukaryota; Fungi; Basidiomycota; Agaricomycetes; Polyporales; Fomitopsidaceae
Exons: 11
Coding region: 1-4365 (1454 amino acids)
Biological process (GO): tricarboxylic acid cycle
Cellular component (GO): mitochondrion; cytosol
Molecular function (GO): 4 iron, 4 sulfur cluster binding; aconitate hydratase activity
Source: RefSeq, a predicted model, not a curated record